This is a messenger RNA of Meloidogyne enterolobii, 352 nucleotides long. The record is from the annotation of a GenBank genome assembly. NCBI's taxonomy places the organism in Eukaryota, Metazoa, Nematoda, Chromadorea, Rhabditida, Meloidogynidae.
UGUCGUAUUAGAAUUCCACUCAAUGAGACCCUUUGAAAAGUACCCAGGGAUUCUAUUAGGAUAUUACGAUAUUUUAAACAAAUUUUUAGAUAAAACUGUGAGAGGUGAAAUAAUAAAAGAGGAACAAAAUUUUGUUAAACAAAAACAUAUUUGCGAAAAUAUUGAAGAAGAAGGAGAAUGUAACGAAGAAAAUUGUGAAGAAUGUAAGAAAAGUAAUGAAGAGGUGAAGGAAUUGUGUAAAUUUGUUGAGUAUAAAUUUGAAAAUGUUUGGGUUAAAAAUAAGAUAUUCCGUUUGCUUUUAAUUUUUUCUGCUGAUUCUAAAGAAGUUUUAGAAAUGUAUCAAAAAGGCUAA